CUCCACCAACACCAAAACCGGAACGACCAUCAGGAGCUUGCAAACACGAUGAAGCUACCUGCCAAAAUGGAAAGUGUGUCCCACGGAAAUACGUCUGUGAUGGGGACUAUGACUGCGAUGAUGGCUCUGAUGAGAACAACUGUGCUCAACCCUCUCUCUGUGAACCAAAUGAAAUGCAAUGUGACAACAAGAAAUGCAUCCUCAAGGUUUAUCUGUGUGAUGGGGACGAUGAUUGUGGUGAUGGUACAGAUGAGAGAAGCUGCCGUGACAAUAUUCCAGGAUCUCCGUGCCGAAUGGGAGAAUAUCAGUGCCGCUCUGGAGAUCAAUGUAUCCCAAAGAGUUUCCAUUGUGACGGAGAGUUUGACUGCCAGGACAAAUCUGAUGAAAUUGGAUGCUCUCCACCAACCAUCACGCAAUCACCCCCCGAAGUAGUCAAUGCCAUGGAAGGGGAGACAGUCAACAUCACUUGCCGGGCAUUAGGCAACCCAGUGCCGCUCAUUAACUGGCGCCUGAAUUGGGGCCACAUUCCACCAAGGCCACGAGUAUCGACCACAAGUGAUAAUGGCUUUGGCACGGUCACCAUCCGUGAUGUGCGCCAAUCUGACCAGGGAGCAUGGUCAUGCGAAGCCAUCAACAGCAAGCAGAGUGUCCUGGCCACUCCAGAUGCAAUUCUUGUGGUCAAAAACAAGGGUGUCUGCCAUCCACCACUCUUCAAUGACAAGGCCCAGUCUAGCUCAGAAUGUCUUCGCUGCUUCUGCUUCGGUGUUUCUCAAACUUGCCAUAGUAGCAGUUUGAACAAAAUAACCAUUUCUCUAGCCAAUGAAGUGUCCGUCGCUACCAUGAGCAUCCUUCCUGAUGGAAGCUACAUGGAUGUCACAGAAAAGUUUAGGCCUGACCAGAAUGCAGUGCGUUCUAACCCUGCAAACCGCGAGUUCAAAAUAGACAGCCAAGUAAAAACGUCAGAGGCACCUGUCCACUACUAUUGGAGCCUGCCUGCAGAAUUUCUUGGAAACCAGAUCAACAGCUAUGGAGGUCAGCUGAAGUACACCUUCAGGUACCAAGCAUCAUCAAGACCUGUGCAAGCUGCGGACAUUAUCAUAAGAGGAAAUGGGGUCACAUUGUAUCACACUCUGAGGCAGUCGUAUGGUCCUCUCAGAGACAAUGCCAUCGAAGUACAAUUUGCAGAGGGCGAAUGGCACAAGGACGCUCGGCACAGUGCCAUUGGCAGCCCUGACACAGCCACCAGGGAAGACAUCAUGCUUGUUCUGCAGAAUGUCGAAGGCAUUUUUAUUCGAGCCCGCUUUGAUAGUGAAUUAGCAGAGUCAAGCAUUCAUGGCCUUGAGAUGGAUUCAGCUUCUUAUUCCAGUCCCAAAAAUCCUCCUGCUGCUUCUGUGGAGCAGUGCUCUUGUCCGACAGGCUACACUGGGAAUUCUUGUGAGAACUGUGCACCUGGCUACAUCAGACGGCGGUCUGGACCCUACUUGGGAGAGUGUGUUCAAGGUGUGCUUCCUUGCAACUGCAAUGGCCACUCAAAUUCCUGUGACCAACAGACUGGUCGCUGUCUGAAUUGUCAGCACAACACGGAUGGUCCAAGCUGUGAAAUGUGCAAGCGGGGUUUCUAUGGUGAUGCAAGGCGAGGUACAUCAAGUGAUUGCCAGCCUUGUCCAUGCCCUAUGGUUGAUGUACCUGGACAGUUUUCUCCAACCUGUGUGUUGGAGGCCGAUGGCCAGUGACCUGCAACUCAUGUCCCAUUGUUUUUGAAGGCAGGCGUUGCGAACGCUGUGCUCCAGGUUAUGAGCGAUACCCACCUGGCUCUG
Molecule: messenger RNA, 1817 nt
Organism: Rhipicephalus sanguineus (brown dog tick)
Lineage: Eukaryota; Metazoa; Arthropoda; Arachnida; Ixodida; Ixodidae
Product: basement membrane-specific heparan sulfate proteoglycan core protein-like
Exons: 12
Coding region: 174-1733 (519 amino acids)
Biological process (GO): axon guidance
Cellular component (GO): basement membrane
Molecular function (GO): protein binding
Source: RefSeq, a predicted model, not a curated record